Messenger RNA from Nilaparvata lugens (brown planthopper), 2011 nucleotides. RefSeq names its product cyclin-dependent kinase 9-B-like. Gene Ontology annotation, molecular function: cyclin-dependent protein serine/threonine kinase activity; ATP binding. The transcript has 4 exons. Gene Ontology annotation, biological process: protein phosphorylation. Bases 207 to 1232 code for a protein of 341 amino acids. Lineage: Eukaryota; Metazoa; Arthropoda; Insecta; Hemiptera; Delphacidae. Gene Ontology annotation, cellular component: nucleus. The record is from RefSeq and is a predicted model, not a curated record.
ACUUCAAUUUCGUAAGCACUCGUACUUGCUGUACACCUAGUGAGGUCUCCUAUUCAUACACUAACAUAUAAAUACCAUAAUUUAGUUUCUGAAGAAGUUGAGAAAUUAAUUAUUCAACAGAAACCAGGAAUUCCAUUAUAAUUCCUAACAGUUUCCAAAGAAUCUCACUUAUUGGAAUCUAUUUUACUGGCGGUAAAGUUAGUGUCAUGGAUUCUUCGGCUGCUUCGACGCAGAUGGCUUCUUCGAAAAAGUAUGAUAUAAUGUCACUGAUUUACACAGGAACGUACUCUACAAUUCAUACAGGAAAGUUGAAAAACAGACCCGAUCCUGCCACAGUAGUGUUGAAACGAAAUCCUGGUGAAUUCCGUUUGGCUGAAAUCAAAGGCUACAAAAAACUGCAAAAUUGUGACCAAAUUCUGAAGGUUUUCGAUAUUUGCGAUAAUUUCGAAACAAUCGUGUUGGAGCUAUGCAUGUGUAACUUGGAAGCUUUCAUUCGACACCAACCACUCUCUGUGCCAGAACAGAAAAACCUUGUACGCCAGUUUUUGCACGGCGUAGAAGCAAUUCAUGCCAAAAAUAUGGUGCACGGAGAUAUUAAAUUUCAAAAUCUCCUGAUGACUUUCGACGGCACAUUGAAGAUUAUGGACUUUGAGUCGAUUCUUGAAAAUAACGUCCACAAGCCACUCUACAGAGUAUGCACCACUGGGUACACCCCACCAGAAUGCCUAUUAACUUUGGAUCCGUUAUUUGUGAACAACACUAUAGAUUUGUGGUCGGCCGGCAUAAUUCUGUUCAAAAUUUUCACAAACAACAAGGAAAGCCUACUUCCCUUUAAAAAAGCUGGGACUGAAUUGAGAGCAAUUACACUUGUGUUCGGCUGUGUUACUGGACCGUUUCUCUCUACUUUGUGUUUACACAGAGGAUACUAUGCAUGGGCCAAAAAGUACCAGCAAAACAAUCUCGCAGACACACUGAAAAAACUGAUGCCAUCGCACAAUCAAUCUGAAAGAGAUUUAAUUGAGAGACUGAUGAAAGUGGAGCCUUCUGAAAGAGCCACGGUCACCGAAGUACUUCAAUCGGCAUCUUUUUCUGCUGAGCCCCUUCCGUCUGCAGACUUGACAGAUGCUGCCCAAGGCUACAUGGAGAAUCAACACAUCACAAGACCACCUGCACACGACGCCAAAGAAAUCGAUUGGCAGAGUAUUGAUAUUCCAGAGUCACUGUGGGACUAGUUAAACGUUGAUCAUGAUGACUGCUAUAAUAUUGGGAUCGAGAAAAACAAGUGAGCAGAUACGAUUAUGUGAAUCAAGGGAUAGUAAGGAAAAUAAUGUGAAUGAUACUUUGGCUAUUGAUGAAUUAACGAGGAAAGAAAAUAUUGCAUAGCAGAAUGGAACGCGGAAAAUAAGUGAUGUAGGAUAGCAUAAGUAAAAUGAAUAAGAGUGUGGAAUGUGAAGGAACACAGACAAUUAGAAGUUGAAAUAUUAUAGCAGUUAAAUUUUGCUUUAACAAUGUUAAACAUUGCAUAACAUUUAUCUCUAUGACAUUAAUUAUUUUUCUAUAUUUGUUUCUUCAUUAUUGAGGUGUUUUGUUUCUAUCAGUUAAAUAAGCAGUAGGUAGGCCUAUGUUGUUCUUUGCCAGGAAGAGGAUAAAAAUUAUUCUGCUUCAAGUAAUUUGUUAAUUCCCAUCUACUCUGUUAUAUUGAACUCAAAUUCUGAAUUAAUUUAAAUUCUCACAUUUAAUUAUUUCAGAUGAAAUCCUUAUAUUAUGUCACCAUUAGUAGUGUCAUAAUUGUAACUGUCAUGUGUAAUAAAACAAGGUAGUAUGUACUUUGCCAAGAAGAUAAUAACAAACCAUUCUGUUUCAAUAAUUGAUACUAUUCAUCAUAAAGUUAUUGUUAUAUUGAACUCAUAUUUUGUGUUGAUUUGAAUUUUCACUUUGCAUUGUUUCAUUUGAAUAAACCAAUUGACUAAUUCAUGUAAUUGUACACUUUAUUGCUAUAAAUAAAAUACAA